Rana temporaria (common frog) is the source of this 1806-nucleotide messenger RNA. It is a transcript of the gene IL7R, whose product is annotated as interleukin 7 receptor. The transcript is spliced from 10 exons. The record is from RefSeq and is a predicted model, not a curated record. Gene Ontology annotation, cellular component: membrane; external side of plasma membrane. Lineage: Eukaryota; Metazoa; Chordata; Amphibia; Anura; Ranidae. The coding region runs from base 148 to 1557 and encodes 469 amino acids. Gene Ontology annotation, biological process: hemopoiesis; positive regulation of receptor signaling pathway via JAK-STAT; cytokine-mediated signaling pathway. Gene Ontology annotation, molecular function: protein binding; cytokine receptor activity.
CAGCUGCAAAAGGACUCUGGAAUAUGAAGUCUCAGCACAGACUGGCCUCACAGACUUUUAAAGAGGUUUCUUCCUGACUGUGGUUACUUAAAAGUGCUUACUGGCAGCCGAUCAGCAGAAGCAUCAUUCAUCCUGUCAGUGUGAGCGAUGCACAUCUCAGCUGUCGCAGUUUUCUUCCUGCUGGUGGUGGGCUCUUCUCUGGGGCAAAGUGGAGAUUCUACCGACACGCCAGAUGAUGACGACCUUGAACAUGAAAUGAAGACUUCUGGGAACUUUGAGUGCUUUUCCAAGCUACGUUUGAGUGAAAGAACAUUUACUUGUUUUGUUACGGAAAGGCCUUAUGAGACCACAGACAUCACCUACUUCAACAUAUGUAUAGACAAAGAUUGUGUGAAACGGAAAGAAAAUGAAACCUUUAAAAUUGUCGGAGGGAAUAAUAAUCUCACAGCCUGCAUCCGGGGAAACUGUAGGAAUUAUAAUAUAUAUACAAUAGCAAAACCUGACACCCCCAGUCUAUCCAUCUAUUAUAAUAACCAAUCAGAGGAAUAUAUAUUUAAUAUCAUGACGCCUUAUAAAGGAAAUGAAUAUUUAAAGGAUAAUUUGAUUCAUGAAGUUGUCAUCCGUAAGGAAGGUGCCGACUGGCCGAUAUGUGGAAAUGAAAGAAGUUAUGGAGGGUACAAGAUGUGUUGGAGGAAUGACCACAUACAAAUCCCAAAGAGAAAUUUAGAAUAUUCUACAUCAUAUGAAGCAAGGGUUCGAUCGAAGCCAUAUGGAGAUUUCUUUGAUGGUCCUUGGAGUCACUGGAGUGCAAUAGUCCCUUUUGUGUCAAUUAAAUCCAAGGAGAAGAAUGAUAACAAAGAUAAAGGAUUCGAAGAUCUUCUCGUAGUGAUUUUAUGCUGCUGUGCUGUAGUUGUCAUUUUCAUUCUUGUCAUCGUAUUAACUAAACUGUUCUGGAAAGACAGAAUAAAGCCGAUCAUUUGGCCAGAACUGCCAGACCACAAAAAUGCACUGGAGAAAUUAUAUAUAUCACCAACAAAGUACAUCCAUAUAAGCUUUAAUCCUGACUACUUUGACAAUUAUCACAUUAAUAAAGUAGACUAUAUGAAAGCACAAGUGAGGACAGAAGACAAUUUUCAAGUCAGCGCAACAGAUACCCAACUAGAAAAGCAACUUGAUACAAACGGUGGUAAUAACAUCUCAUCUCCAGCAGUGGGCGUCAAAGAGUCUUUCUCUCUCAUGAGCCAUAGCGGGCAGUGCAACGAACCCUCAGAUCACAUGGCUGCUAAUGGAACACAUGAGAUCGAUUCACUGGAGAAGACUGCAAAUUUUGAGAAUGUUCUGUUGCCAUCUACUGACUCCAGUUCCAAAUGCAUCAUUCCAAAUGACAGCCCAGAAACCCCUGGGGGUGGAACAGAGAAUUUUCCUGCGUAUCCCUACUCAGUGAAGCAACCAAACAACGCACCGAGAGGGAUCUGCUGGGAAGAUAUUUCCAUGUACAUUGCCAUGUCUGCCUUUAAGACACCCAACAGCACCAUAAAACAGUCCAAUAAUAUCUAGUUUCUUGAACAACCUCUCCUACUAUAACAGACUAUGAUAGUUUUGUUUAAUAUUUUCUAUAGAUGUAUAAAAUUUCUGAAAUAUCGAACCUAUGGAAUUUCUCCAGGAAAACUUGCAUACCCAGAAGGCUGUUCAGUACUUUCAAUUUCUAAGAUCAACUUUUGUUUGUGGAAAGACAAUUGUUGUUUUAUAGAAUACCUGUAUCUUUCUUAUGCCCUGUACACAUGACCGGUUUUUCCGUCGGAAUAA